UUUUGACUCUACAUGCGUUUUGCGUGGACCGGACCGGACCGGACCGGGCUGUGGCUGGAGUUCUUGCUUCAUAUUAUCUGGAAAAAGGCAGGGCGGCUCAUCGGAGACGGAACGCGCCGUCUCGAGGCGGUCAUUCGUUGUGGAUGGAGACCUUCGCCUCCUUCCUUUGCCGUUCUGCUUCUCCGCCGACGCCGCCGCUGCCUUCAGUCGGAUCUUUGUCCAGUCGGCGGUUUUGGCCGUCUGUAUCGCGUGCUGUUGCCGUACGGAGAAGUGAUUGUGGGAAAUCUCGAUGUUUCAGUGCGAGGAUUUUUGCUUGUUCUUCAUCGUCGGUUUCUGUAUGGGAAUUUAGGGAUGGCGACGAGAAUUCGCGGUCCAAGAGAUCAGCUCUGUUCAAUCUAAUACGUGAUAUAGAGCCCUUGGAUGUGAGCCUUAUUCAGAAAGAUGUACCGGUUACCACUAUAGAUGCCAUGAAGAGGACCAUAUCUGGCAUGUUGGGUUUGCUUCCGUCUGACCACUUUCAAGUGAUGAUUGAAGCUUUGUGGGAAUCACUUUCGAAGCUGUUGAUUUCUUCAAUGAUGACAGGGUACACGCUGCGAAAUGCUGAAUACAGGCUCAGUCUAGAGAAGAAUCUUGAGAUGAAUGAAGGAGAUGACUGUAUGUUAAAUAUUGAAGAUUCUAAGCUUGAAGCAGAAGAGGCUGAUUUGAAAAACAAAGGAACAAGUAAAAAUGAUAAACAAGAACAAGAGCCAGCAUCGGAUCGAACAGGAGAAACAGCAUUUGACAUUCCUGAUUUUGGUGAACUGCCUCCUGAAGCUCGUCAAUACAUUUUGAAAUUGCAUUCCCGUUUAUCUUCAGUGAAAAAGGAGCUCCAUGAAAUUACGAAGAAAAGUGCAGCACUUCAGAUGCAGCAACAGUUUGUUGGGGAAGAAAAAAAUGACUUGUUGGAUUACUUAAGAUCUUUGAAACCAGAGAAGGUAGUUGAGCUCUCAGAACCAACAUCUCCCGAAUUGAAAAAUACAAUCCAUUCAGUAGUACAUGGCCUCUUAGCAACCCUUUCUCCCAAGAUGCAUUCAAAGGGUUGGGAUUUAGGCGAAAAUGGCACCAUUGGAACCAUUAACACUGGAACUGAAGGAGAUUGUAUUGAUCUUGUUGAGAACACCUCUCUUCAGUUCCAGCCUCUUAUUUCUCUGCCACGGGAUUAUCUUGCUCGCUUGCUCUUUUGGUGCAUGCUGUUGGGACAUUACCUUAGAGGCUUGGAAUACCGACUGGAACUGACUAAGCUUAUGACUAUACCGGAGAAUGAUGGCGAACAGCCUCAUCCUGCUUGUUAGCCAUUUCAUUACCUUAGAGGUUUCAUAUGAUUAAGGUAUAUGUUAGUUAGAUCAUACUGUUUUAUUAUUCUGUUAAAUGAUUUUUUCCUUUUUUUUUUUUGGUAAUCAUGUUGGGAAUGCAACAGCUGGUAAUUAUUUUAUUUAGUUGUACAUUCCUCAUAUACAUGUGUGUAUGUAUGUAAAGGUUACAUAUAUAUAAAGGGUUAUUUACGUUUUGGAUUUGUA
Messenger RNA from Andrographis paniculata, 1556 nucleotides. RefSeq lists its product as uncharacterized. Lineage: Eukaryota; Viridiplantae; Streptophyta; Magnoliopsida; Lamiales; Acanthaceae. The transcript has 6 exons. Bases 144 to 1331 code for a protein of 395 amino acids. The record is from RefSeq and is a predicted model, not a curated record.